This is a messenger RNA of Cladocopium goreaui, 1513 nucleotides long. NCBI's taxonomy places the organism in Eukaryota, Dinophyceae, Suessiales, Symbiodiniaceae. The record is from the annotation of a GenBank genome assembly.
AGCACUUUUUGGGGUUCAUCCGUGCCAUGAAGCUCUUCAUCACCUUCGAUGGAGCUGAACAAGAGGUACGCUUCGUGGUUUUGGUGGAGCCCAAAAGCACGGUGGCCUCCCUGCGGCAGCGCAUUCUUACAGAUUUCCGCUUGGUCUUUCCCAGUAGGUUGCCUUUGUGCUUCUUUCGCAUGGCCGCCGCAGAUGGGUUCUUUUUGACUGACGGCGCUACUGUAGGAGAAGUGCUGGACGACGGUUCCACGGUGACUUGCCACCGCGCGGAUGCAGAGGUGAUGGGCGCCCCACUUUCGGAAGAUCCAAGUGCCGAAGAGGUGAACGGCCUCUUCCAAACCUUUACCUCACAGGUCUCCUAUGUCGCCAAGGCCGUUUGCCACGCAGCCACUGUGGGGAGCGAGGUCUCAGAGGCAAUGCCCAUCCUACUGGCCAUGCUGAUGCUCCGUGGGCCUAAGCUCUUACAGGUCCGCACCGCAGCGCUAGACGCCCUGCAGUGCAGCUUACCACUGGCCUCUGGCGCGCGAUCUCUGAGCGCUUUCCUGGCGGCUGGAGGCCUCUUCGUGCUGCUGAGCAUGUUGUCGCCCUCCACCAAGCAGGGCAGCGAAGCGGAGGUGGAACGGGCCGCUGAGCUGUUCGAAGAUUUGCUGGCACAGCAUGGUGAUGUCUUGGGUCCCUUGUUGGAGGUGGCCCUGUGCGAGUUGGCCAGUGACUCGGGUGCCGCGGAGCUGGCGGCAGUGGGGCUGAAGCGGCAGAGGUCCUAUCUUUCACAUCUCAACGUGAUCUUGGGAAGAUUUGCAGGUCAUCCGAAAGCUAAGAGCAUCUUCGCACAGCUGCUUAGCAAGUACUUGCGGCUCUGCGAUGCUUUGGAGGCCUUGCCUUCCUGCUGGCCGUAUGUACCUGCGACCAUGAGGCCAGCCGUUUUAGAGUUGCUGGAAGAGGCUUUCCACUCCUCGCAGGCCACGUCCUCGGAUGCAAGGGCCCUCUUGGCAUCUCUCCAAGAUUCAUCGGUUCCUAUGGAGUUGCAGGCCUUUGUCUUGCAACUUCUGCGGAAGGUCUUGGAUCCAGGCCGCAAGGCGCACAGCGUGGCUCUCUCUCCAAAGGCGGUGAAUGGGGCCCUGAUGGCCGCGAUGCCGAAGCAUCCCUUGCUGUGUCUGGAAGUUCUGGGAACCUCCGCGCUGAAGGAGGACUUCCGGGUCUACUUGGCCAAUCAGCAGUCCUUGACAAAGUUCUUGGUGCAUUGCUGUUUACAGCCAGAGAGCUGCAAAGGUUCAGACGCUCUGGCCAUACAACGAGCGGCUAGCAGGUGCCUGGCGAACCUGGGGGUGAGCUCCGGACGCAGCGCCAACUUGGAAGUGAUUGGUCUCAAAGGCCUCUACGGAUCCACCGAAGAUUUCACGGUGCGGGCCUACUUAGGCACCGCCUUGGGGAUCGAGCAGCCGUGAUGACUUUCAUGGGAAAAGAUGGGGAUUUUUUCUGUGAGGAUUUUCCGUGAAUGUGGUAAACCCAAUGC